CUGUCAUUGUAGCUCGUCGGUCGGAUCCGACUAUUCCGAACAGCCGAAUAAAUUUAGUUAAAAUUUGAUUUUAUCCACAUUAUAUAUGUAAUUUUAAUAGAAGUUAUUAUCUACAGAGAUGCUGCGUGCAGUCGUGUUAGGUUCUGGUUUGGUUAGCAUGAUGCCGUCGGUGAAUGCUGCUACUCCCGUUAAGAAUGAGCCAAGUGAACCAGUGAAACCUGCGCCAAUGAGACCGUCAGAUUUACCAAUUUACGAAGCACCACAUGCAGAAUACGGCGAAUUUGAAGAAACCAAAAGGUAUUCAAAGAAAUCUGGCUACAUAAGGACAGCACUGCAGGGGCCAGUGCGCGUGGUCCGCGAACAAAUACAGACUGUGUGGGCUCACACAGAUUCCAUCAACAAUGCUGUGCAUGACAACUUCAAUGAAUUCCAAGAUAGGACUGAAUGGAUUGUUAGAUAUCUCCGUGAAGAGGAGAAUAAGCAGGUGCGCACUGGUGCUGUGGUUAUUGGUGGCCUCACUGGAUUCAUCUUUGGACUUAGAGGCGGAAUAAUUAGAAGAGUCUUCUAUGCUGGUGUGGGAACCACUGCCAUGGGAAUGAUUUGCUUCCCUGAGGAAACGAAGGAAUUUUCCAAGAACAAUGGAGCACUUGCAAAGCAGUAUAUCAACAUAGCAUACAACUUUUUGUAUGGAGUAAAGCCAGGCGACCCUCAACUGGAAGUUCAUUUCCCUGAGCUGUCAUUUCCCAAAAACUUUUCGGAGUUUGUGGAUUUGAGUGCCUCAAUGGCUUCGUCCGUGAAGCAGGCGGUCAUGCCACCGCCCACUAAGGAAGCGGCUGAUCUAAAGCCAACAGAAAAAAAAUAAUUAGGUGGAAUUUUCAGUCAGUAUCAAUAAGCAUAUAAAUGGUUACGUACAUGUGAAGUUCUGUUUACCUACAAGAAAACAUUUGCUGCAACUACGACCAAGAAAGGAUGUACUUACUGUCUUCAAUUAACGUUUUUAAUACCUUUAAAAAGUAUUAAAAAAUUACUUAGCGUCUGCCACGCCGUGGGCUCGACUAGUUGCUUACUUACGACGUCUGUUCUUUGUGUUCAAAAGGUUAAGAUAGUAUUUCAGUGUUAUUAAAAUAAAACAUCGUGAUUAUAA
Molecule: messenger RNA, 1144 nt
Organism: Leguminivora glycinivorella
Lineage: Eukaryota; Metazoa; Arthropoda; Insecta; Lepidoptera; Tortricidae
Gene: Mic26-27
Product: MICOS complex subunit MIC27
Exons: 7
Coding region: 119-862 (247 amino acids)
Biological process (GO): cristae formation
Cellular component (GO): MICOS complex
Source: RefSeq, a predicted model, not a curated record